Molecule: messenger RNA, 945 nt
Organism: Hyaena hyaena (striped hyena)
Lineage: Eukaryota; Metazoa; Chordata; Mammalia; Carnivora; Hyaenidae
Gene: DEPP1
Product: DEPP1 autophagy regulator
Exons: 2
Coding region: 289-915 (208 amino acids)
Biological process (GO): regulation of autophagy
Cellular component (GO): mitochondrion
Source: RefSeq, a predicted model, not a curated record
UUCCUGUGCACUGCUAUUUUUGGCCCUCGUGACAGUAAUUGAUGGCUGGUGGAAAAGUAUAAAAGCAGCUGCCACACCUCCAGGUUCACCAGACGGCUCAGGGAGUGCUCCGGACAGUGGCUGCUUGUCCCCGCAUCCCACGCUGGACGUGGGGCUCAGACGGCUGGGCCCCCAGCCCUCCACCCUGAGCUCUCUGGGUCUUCCCAAGGACUGUCCUUGCUCACCCGGCGUCCUCGCUCUCCCCACGUUCCCUCAGCUACAGGUUGCCGCUCCCCAUCACCGGCAGCCAUGAGGUCCCGGCUACUGGUUCCUGUGGCCCACCUGCCCACGAUUCGGGAGACCUCGGAGGAGAUGUUGCCCGGGGGGCCUGGGCAGGAACCACUGGGCUCCCCCAGCCUGGAUGACUACGUGAAGUCCAUUUGUCAGCUGGCACAGCCCACUUCAGUGCUGGACGCGGUCACAGCCAAGGCCCAGCUCAGCAGAAUGCCCCAGUCAGCCCGGGCCUUCAAGAAGAGCUGCCCUACCGAGUCCCUACAGGACAUUACUCCCCGUUUCAGUGGCCAGCAGCCUGCAGCGCCCAGGGAUGGCACUGCUGACCCCCUGGACUGGCUCUACGGGGAGUCCCAGGAAAAGCGGCCAAGCAGGAGGGACCCAGCGAGGCGGACUGGUUCCUCUGCUGACCCCCAGGGCUCACACAGACACAUGGAUGGUGGCAAGGCCCAGGGGACCCCCAGAGGGAGACCCUGUGAUGCCAGGGUGCAGGGGCACUCUCUGGCAGGACCCUCAAGAGACUGGCACCAGGGCUCCUGGCCUUCCAGGCCACUCUGCGGGACUGCAGCCUCCCCCCCGCCCCCACGCCACAGCAGCACCCUCAGAACUCUCUAUUUGCACCUCCCGGUGAUCCAUGAACUCUGACCCCUCCCCAAUAAAGGCUUCCAUACAGAG